CCCCGAUAAGGACCACUUUGUUCGGUGGUGCUCGGCCCCGGCCACCCGUGGGGUGGGCGAAGCAUGAAUCCAUCACGGCCGCCCCAAGCCUCCGGCAGCCCUCCCGCCGCCAAAUUCCUACCCUAGCCCAGGGGAGACGGUCACGAAUAUCAUGCGGGCUUAACAUCGGGUCACGUAGUCGACGACCCCACCAUACUGUUUCGUCUCUUUCAAACAUUCAAGUUGCUGUUGUCGUGCUUGACCGUCGCAACACGGCAAGAAAGACAGGCCAGGCCGGCGUUCAUGAUGCUCGACGGCUACAUCGCACGGCUCAGAUCCGUCUGCAGUGCCGACUUGCUCAAGGCUGUGGUAUUCGCCGCGGCAGCUCUAUCACUGCUGCUCGCAUAUUCAAAGACGCGGAGAUGGAAGCGCGCUUCGACGGCAACGCCACGGGCACCAGCUCACACGACGAGCGACAAGGCGGCCUUGAUCGAGCCGCUGGACCGGUUUGAGUGGCAGUCGGCGGACCGGCGGACGAUGCGCGUCUUUCGGCCCAUCUACAACAUCUCCAUGGGGAUCAAGGCCGACACCCCCUCGGAGCUCAUCACCAUGGACAAGGGCUACCUCGACCGCGUCGAGCACCGGCGACAGCUCCUGCGCGACUUCCCCAACACGGUCCUGGGCUACGUGCCGGGCAGCGGAGAGGCCCCCGUGCGGGAGCUCUACCGCUACCUCCUCGCCGCGUACCUCCCUGUGCGCUUCCCGGCCAUGUUCCGCCUCCACGACGACGGCGCCCUCUUCGAGAACCUCGUCACCGGCAGGACCUCCCCGGCCGAGCCCCCCGCCGACACCCAAGACGCGCUGCGCACGCUCGGCGAGACGGUCGAGGAGGAGCUCUUCCUGCUGCGGCCCACGCCCGAGGGCCACCGCCUCGUCGCGUACGCGUGCUGCUUCCCGUCGAGCUUCGACCCGGCGGAGAAGUUGGGCAAGCUGCUGAGGGACAUUCAUGCGACGGUGCCGGGGUACGACAAGAUUGGGCCGAGCAUGGAGCGGUACUUUGCGAAGCUCGCGGUGGGGAGGCCGGUGAAGAGGGCCAACUGGUCCGUACAGACUCAUGCAGAGCUGUUUGCCUGCCGAGCGAAUCCCCGCGUGAAAGAGCACGAGGACGCGCCCGAGCAAGAGGUCGAUAUGGACAAGACCUUUCUGCGCUCCGAGCUGCAGACGCUGACCCGUCUGCCCGAGACGCAGGCCAUCCUCUUCAGCUUCAAGACGUACCUGUACGGCGUCACCGAGGUCAAGGCCGAGGGCCGGGGCGCCGAGUUUGCCGACGCCAUCGCCGGGCUGCGCCAGGGAAACGUGCCCGACAUGUGGGACUACAAGGGGGCGCCGCGAUGGGCGGCGGCGGUGUGCAGCUACCUGCGGUCGUGAGACUAGAAAUCCAACAGUCGCCGUACUGUGAUUGAUGGGUUGUGCCUUGGCGUGAGGAGACAAAUGGUCUUUGUCCGUCUGCAAUGGUGCGUCAACGUCGGCGAGCGUCAUGACGCAUCAACACCAUGUCACCAACGCCAGGCCG
Molecule: messenger RNA, 1552 nt
Organism: Purpureocillium takamizusanense
Lineage: Eukaryota; Fungi; Ascomycota; Sordariomycetes; Hypocreales; Ophiocordycipitaceae
Exons: 5
Coding region: 283-1407 (374 amino acids)
Source: RefSeq, a predicted model, not a curated record